Molecule: messenger RNA, 6211 nt
Organism: Lethenteron reissneri (Far Eastern brook lamprey)
Lineage: Eukaryota; Metazoa; Chordata; Hyperoartia; Petromyzontiformes; Petromyzontidae
Product: mucin-5B-like
Cellular component (GO): extracellular matrix
Source: RefSeq, a predicted model, not a curated record
GGAGCCCGAGGGGGGGCUGUGUGUCCCUGCCAGCAGCUGCCCCUGCGUGGGGGCAGCGGGGAGAAUUCUGCCCAGCGGGCAGUCCGUCAGGAUGGGGGCCACCCUGUGCACGUGUCAGAACGGGGUGCUCGACUGUGAGAGACCUGCACAGGUGGACAACGGCACGUGCUCCGCUCCGCUGGUGCGCUACAACUGCACGGGGAAGGCGACGCCGGCACAGGGAGUGGGGUGCGCCCCGUCGUGCCAAGGGAAGCUCACGCGGACCCCCUGCCUGAGUGUGCGCUGUGAGCCGGGCUGUGGGUGUCCCCGGGGUCUGCUGGCGGACGGCGUGGGGGGCUGCGUGGCCUCCCGGGAUUGCCCCUGCAGCCGCAACGGCCGCUCCUACAGCAGCGGCGGCACCGUCACUAGCAAGUGUGAGAAGUGCACGUGCCGUGGGGGCCAGUGGGCCUGCCAGGAGCGCCGCCAGCAGCCCUGCCUCUCCACGUGCUCUGUGUUCGGCGACGGCCACUACAGCUCCUUCGACGGGCGCCAGUUCGUGUUCGACGGCUCCUGCGAGUACGUCGUGGCUCAGGAUUACUGCGGGGAAGAGCAGCAGCAGGGCACGUUCCGCGUCAUCACGGAGAACUUGCCGUGCGGAACAUCUGGGACCACUUGCUCCCGGGCAGUCAAAAUCAUCCUGAAGGAUGUGGAGAUCUAUCUGCACGACGGGAACUACUCCGUGUCUCGCGUCGGCUCCUCCGUCGCCACGUCUCCCGAGCGGCGUCACACCGUGGUGACACGCGGCCUCUACCUCGUCGUGUCCACGGCGGUGGGACUCACGCUCACGUGGGACCGCAGGACCAGCCUGACCCUCUCCCUGCCGGCGUCGUACCAGGGCCGCGUGUGCGGCCUGUGCGGCAACAACAACGGGGACGUCUCAGACGACUUCGUGGGCCGUGACGGAGCCCGAGUCGCCUCUGCGGCGGCCCUGGCCAAGGGCUGGCGCGCAUCGCCCUCGACAGCGACGGUGGCGGUGGCAGUGGAUCCGUGCCGCGCCAACCCCUACCGCCAAGUGUGGGCGCAGAGGCGCUGUGCCGUCAUCGCGAGCGACGCCUUCGCCGAGUGCCACGCGCAGGUGUACCACGUGCCGUACCUGGAGGCGUGCGUGCAUGACGCGUGUGCGUGCGACGCUGGCGGCGACUGCGAGUGCGUGUGCACGGCCGUGGCCGCGUACGCGCGAGCCUGCCGCGACGCCGGCGUGUGUGUGCACUGGAGGACUCCCGACAUGUGCCCCGUGUUCUGUGACUUCUACAACGAGGAGGGGGAGUGCACGUGGCACUACAGCGCCUGCAGCGCCCUCUCCGCCAUCUGCCCCACGGCGCCCGGUGGCAACCUGAGCAGCGAGCUCAACACGCUGGAGGGCUGCUACCCGCGCUGCGUCAAGGCGCGUCCCUACUGGGACGAGGAGGCCCACCGCUGUGUGGCGCUGCGUGAGUGCCCCUGCUACGUGGACGACGUCCGCCUCGACCACAACGCCACCAACGUCAUCGUCGCCACCACCACCACCAGCGGCAAUGUUGCCGUCGUCAAGACAUGCGACUGCGUGAGCGGUGUCCCCCAGUGCACAGACCUCACCUCCACUACUCCGGCUGCUCCCACAAGCCCAGCGGCUCAGUUGUCAUCGGCAAGUCCCACCAAACCAGACUCCGAUCAUUCAUCAGCCAGUCCCACCAAACCAGACUCUGAUCAUUCAUCGGCAAGUCCCACCAAACCAGACUCUGAUCAUUCAUCGGCAAGUCCCACCAAACCAGACUCCGAACAUUCAUCGGCAAGUCCCACCAAGCCAGAUGUGGCGCACACCACGCUGUCGACCAGCCCCUCGCCAGUGUCUGGCAAGACUCCGGCGUCAACCACGGUGAGGAAGACUCCCGCGACUCAGGAAACGACCGCCACCUUGAGCUCCCCGGGCCUCACGACGUUCACCUCCAACGUGGCCUCGACGGAGUUCACCGUGAAGCCCGCCGAGUGGACGCCCUGGCUCAACGUGUCCGUGCCGACGCCGGACAAUGAGGGGGACAUCGAGACCAUCGAGAGGAUCAGGAGCACGGGCGUCGACGUCUGCUCGGAGCCCGUGGGCGUCCAGUGCCAGGCCGUGAUGUACCCCGGCCGCGACAUCUCCACGCUGGGGCAGAAGGUGAUCUGCGACCGUCUCAUCGGCCUCAUCUGCCGCAACGCCGACCAGAGCGGGAGCAAGCCGCUGUGUCUGGACUACACCGUCAAGUUCUUCUGCGGACCGGUGACCAGGCCGCCGCCGACGAAGCCGACCGCCGCGACAUCUUCCGUCGCUUCGGGAGUGUCGUUGAGUUGGGUUACGACUCCGCCCUCGGAGGACGCCAACUCCACGGAGCCCGACAUCAAGCCGGCCGAGUGGACGCGCUGGUUCGACGUGGACGCGCCCACGCCGGACAAUGAGGGGGACAUCGAGACGAUCCAGAAGGUUAGGAGCACGGGCGUCAGCGUCUGCUCGGAGCCCGUGGCAGUGCAGUGCGAGGCCGUGAUGUACCCGGGCCGGGACGUCGCCACGCUGGGGCAGAAGGUGAUCUGCGACCGUCUCGUCGGCCUCAUCUGCCGCAACGCCGACCAGAACGGGACCAGGCCGCUGUGCCUCAACUACGCCGUCAAGUUCUUCUGCGCCCCACCGACCAGGCCGCCGACGACAACGACCACGAAGCUGACCACCGUGGUGACGCCGUCCAUCGCUCCACCCGUGUCGUUGAAAUCGGCGUCAUCCCCGACCCCAGCGGACAGAUCGCCGGGGGCCCCGGGCCUCACCAAGACGACCACCACGGUGGCCGGGCCCACUCCUGCCGCGUCCACGGAGCUCACCGUGAAGCCCGCCGAGUGGACGCCCUGGCUCAACGUGUCCGUGCCGACGCCGGACAACGAGGGGGACAUCGAGACCAUCGAGAGGAUCAGGAACGCGGGCGUCGACGUCUGCUCGGAGCCCGUGGGCGUCCAGUGCCAGGCCGUGAUGUACCCCGGCCGCGACAUCUCCACGCUGGGGCAGAAGGUGAUCUGCGACCGUCUCAUCGGCCUCAUCUGCCGCAACGCCGACCAGAGCGGGAGCAGGCCGCUGUGUCUGGACUACACCGUCAAGUUCUUCUGUGGACCGGUGACCAGGCCGCCGCCGACGAGGCCGACCGCCGCGUCAUCUUCCGUCGCUCCGGGAGUGUCGUUGAGCCCGGUUACGACUUCGCCUUCGUCGGACGCGAACUCCACGGAGCCCGACAUCAAGCCGGCCGAGUGGACGCGCUGGUUCGACGUGGACGCGCCCACGCCGGACAAUGAGGGGGACAUCGAGACCAUCCAGAAGGUCAGGAGCACGGGCGUCAGCGUCUGCUCGGAGCCCGUGGCCGUGCAGUGCGAGGCCGUGAUGUACCCGGGCCGGGACGUCGCCACGCUGGGGCAGAAGGUGAUCUGCGACCGUCUCGUCGGCCUCAUCUGCCGCAACGCCGACCAGAACGGGACCAGGCCGCUGUGCCUCAACUACGCCGUCAAGUUCUUCUGCGCCCCGCCGGCCAGGCCAAAGAUGACGACGACGACGACGAGACCGACAUCACCGUUCACGGCGGUCUCCCUCCCGGGAAGCGCGACGACCGACGCCAAGCGGAGCAGCAGCGGGGCGACUUCGCCGCAAACUCUCCACCCCGUCGCCACCCUCAGCCUGGGCUCCAGCCGCGUCACGACGGAGUCCGUCACGGCCCUGUCCGGGCCCUCUCCCUCCCUCCCCGCCCCGAGCGCGGAGACUCCUCCUCCGGCAGACGAGUGGACGCCCUGGCUCGACGUGGACUCGCCGACGCCGGACAACGGCGGCGACGUCGAGACGAUCGAGAGGAUCCGGAGCCGGGGGUUCGACGUCUGCGCGGAGCCGGUGGCCGUGCAGUGCCGGGCCGUGAUGUACCCCGGCCGCGACGUCUCCACGCUGGGCCAGGCGGUCACCUGCGAGCGUCUCCUCGGCCUCGUCUGCCGCAACGCCGACCAGAGUGCCGCCAGUCCGCUGUGCCUCAACUACGCCGUUCGCUUCCUCUGCAGGGCCAAGUCCAAUGUCACGACCACGACGCUGCCCGGCACGCCAGCAGCUUCAGCAGCCACGACUCUGUCUCCGGCGACGGUCUGCAAGGAGUUGGAGAGGCCUAUGACGCCGUGCGUGUCGCUGUUCGUCGACUCGUGCACGGGGGCCCAGCGAGCCGUCACCGCGGCCUGCGACCAGAGCGCCGCCGCCGGCAAGGAGUGCCCCAAGCGCGGAUCCUUCGCCGUCGCCACCACGCGGCCCGGAGAGUGCUGCCCGCACUACCAGUGUGUUUGUCCGGAGGACUGUGCGGUGCCGGCGUGUUCGCCGGGCAGCGUUCUCAUGGAGCUCAUGGAGAGCAGCGCUCAGAGCAGCUGCUGCCGCAACUACGAGUGUGUGCUUCAGCCUUCUCCGACAUGUGAAUACAACGGCAAGAUGUACCAGGUUGGGGAUCAGUGGAGCAAGGACAAUUGCUCCUUCCUGGAGUGUGCUGAGUCACAGGGCUCCGCGUUGCUGAGCGAGCACCGCAUCACCUGCCUGGAGCCCCAGUACCCACACACCUGUGCAAAUGUGAGCGUGGUCUAUGAUGUCCACGGGUGCUGCAUCACCUACAAGUGCAACGAUGAAGCCCCCCAGGAGAUCUGCCAGCCCCAGCGCGUGUGGACGCUGGUCAGCGUGGGCGGCUGCAGCAGCGAGGGGCCCGUGGAGGUCACCAAAUGUGUGGGGGCCUGCAGCUCGAGCAGCCUGCCGAACCCGUGGUCCUCCUCCUCCUCCUCGGUCUCCACGGCGACCGCCGCUCCACCUCAGCUGUGGCGCAGCAGCUGCUCCUGUUGCCGGGAGACGAGCGGCUCCGGCUACGUCACCGGCACCGCCACCGCCACCAUCACCGGCACCGCCACCGCCGCCUUCGUGUCGGUGCCGCUGCUGUGCCCCAACGGCACAGCGCUGAGCGCCAGCGUGGCCGUCGCUCAGCGCUGCCGCUGCGUCGUCGCCGACUGCCCCGCGCCGUGAAAUGUGACCUCGUGACCCCGUGACCCCGCGACCCCGCGACGUGACCCCGCCCACCGUGACCUAAGCACGACCACGCCCCCCUCGUGACCUCUGAGCGACACACACACCAGCCCCGUGACCUCUGAGUGACCCACAAACACACUAGCCACGUGACCUCUGAAUGACCCCCACACACUCACACCACCGCCGUGACCUCUGAGUGACCCACACACACUCACACUCUCCCCGUGACCCACACCACCACCACCACCGAUCUGACAUGUGUGCGUCUCUGUGUGUGCGUCUGUGUGUGCGUGCGUGUGACGACGAGGUGAUCUUGGCGAUUACGAUGAGUGCGCGUGCGUGUGUGCGUGUGUGUGUGUGCGUCUGUGUGUGUGCAUCUGUGUGUGUGUGUGUCUGUGUAUGUGCGUCUGUGUGUGUGCGUCUGUGUGUGUGUCUGUGCUGUGUGUGUGUGCGUCUGUGUGUGUGUGUCUGUGCGUGCGUGCGACGACGAGGUGAUCUUGGCGAUCACGAUGAGCGUGUGUGUUCCAGACUGUGGCUCUUUUCAUUCAGUCAGUCAUUCACUCAUCAAGUCAGUCCACUCGUGACAUCAGUCACUCACUUGUCCAUCCAUUCAUUCACUUGUCCACUCACUCAUCAUUCAGUCACUUGUCCACUCACUCGUUCAUUCAGUCACUUGUCCACUCACUCGUUCAUUCAGUCACUUGUCCACUCACUCGUCCAUUCAGUCACUUGUCCACUCACUCGUUCAUUCAGUCACUUGUCCACUCACUCGUCCAUUCAGUCACUUGUCCACUCGUCCAUUCAGUCACUUGUCCCCUCACUCGUCCAUUCAGUCACCCAUGAACCCGCGAUGCCCCGCCGUGAAGCCACGUGUUGGAGAGUUACACUCACCACAACCACAACCACUGCAGCACAACCACAACCACCACCGCAGCACAACCACCGCACAACAAACACCACCACCACCGCACCACAACCACCAUCACCGCUGCUACCAUCAUCAAUGCCACCUCCACCACCAACGCCGCUUUCAUCACUGGCGCAGUGCCAAUACCGACACCACCACCGCCACCCCCGUGUGUGUCUCUGUGUGUCUCACUGUGUCUCACUGUGUGUCUCUGUGUGUCUCUGUGUGUCUCAGAGUAACAA